Molecule: messenger RNA, 8161 nt
Organism: Schistosoma haematobium
Lineage: Eukaryota; Metazoa; Platyhelminthes; Trematoda; Strigeidida; Schistosomatidae
Exons: 4
Coding region: 5650-5994 (114 amino acids)
Biological process (GO): carbohydrate metabolic process
Molecular function (GO): deacetylase activity
Source: RefSeq, a predicted model, not a curated record
CAUACUUUCUCCGGUUGAUUGUGACCUUGCGCGGAUCCGGUUACGUUCAGUAACCUGGCAUGAUCUCGGUAUUCUUUCAAUACAACGAGAUUGUCAACAAAUAAAGUCAGCAACUGCCUUCUGAUAUUUGGCUUACGGAGGAUCUUAUCGGUUAACUGGCACGUAGUUUUCCUGUAAUGGUGAUCAUAUAUAUGAUCAUUUAGUGAUGAUCAUAUAUAUAUAGUCAACUGCGACUCGACGCCACGAUACAGGUCUUUCUAAAACCCCUUAAGAUCAGCGUUCAAAACGCCUAGACCUUUUCCUUUUGUCGUAUCGUAGGACGCGAGGUGACCUUAUACUGGCAUUUCGUAUCUUUAAUUAUGAUUUGAGUGUCUGUUUGUCUUAUCUUUUUACCCUCUCCAGCACUAAUAAUCUCCGAGUUCAUAGCAAGAAGGUCCACGAACCGCGAUCUAAUUAGCUUUAAGUGGGGUCAAUGACUGGAAUGCCUUACCCGAACAAAUGGUAUGAGCCCCAUCAGUGAAUAUUUCCAAGGUGAAGCUGGACGUUCACUGGAAGGCAAUCUGUCAGGAUUAACACAGGUUAACCAACCUACUAUCUUUAUUACUGAAGACUGAAUGAACUUAUAGUUUUAACUCAGCAAUAUAUUUAGUGUUUUGUUUUCACUUUUAGUUUUUUGAUACCGGAUAGUACUGAAUCACAGUAUAUUUCUCACACUAUAUGGCAUCUGGAUCUUAUGGAUUUAGAAGUACUGAAAUUAUUGUAAAUGCAGAUGAUGGGUUUUACUCGGAUAUUAGGGACCGGGGCAUUGUUUCUUGUCUUUCAACAGUAGAUCGUGGGGUAUCGGACGUUUCAGUUCUAAUGAAUGGUGCAGUUGCAAAAAGUUUGCUUUCCUGUCCACACCAUAAAAGACCACAGAUGUCCUCACUGUUCUCACAUAUUUCACGGAAUAGACACAUCCCAGGUAAUAUUGUUCAAUAUGCACUUUAUUGAAAACAUCAAUGUUUCUGCUAAUUUGUUCACUUUAUAUCUACACAUUGUUCACUGUGUUUAUCAUCGACUUUUGCUGAGACUUGAGUCACUUACUUCUUGUAUCCCAUUUAUUGUGUGGGACAGUCGUCAGUGCUUGCCCAAAUUUCUAUUCAUUUUUCUUGUUUUCACAAAAUAUCAUUGCUUCUUUCUUUAUCUACAGUAGCUUUUCUGAUUUGGGAUAUUGGCUCACUAAAAACGUUGCUCUUGAAUAAACAAGCAAACGCGCUGUCUGGAGGUAUAUGAAUGGUCUAAGAAGUCUUACUUUCUUACCGGUCACGAUAUACAUAUGACAUCAAUUAUCAUAAAAACUGCGGUAGUUACCUACUACCCAAAUCAUUCAGUUCACUUUUACUAAUUUGAUACAUUCAUUAAUCCCAGUGGACUGUAAAGUACUCACUGAGUCAGAUAUAGCUAUCCGAAGCAUAGUGUAGAUCACCAACGUAGAUGAUCUAUGUCGAAUGAUUGAGGGCCUACUUGAGUUAAACGGGAAUGGUGUGACCAGCAGCUAACGUCAAAAUCACGGCUCGCAGUCAGCAUCUAACGUGGAUUACCCCUUCGUUGUAUCAAGGUACUAUUGAUACUUUGAGGACCAUACAGCACAAAGGACGUUAUUAUGGAAAUAUAUUAGUAAGAAAGAGUACAGAGAAGAUAGUGAGACCACCAACACAUUGGCCAGUCCCAUUGCAUACGAUUAACUGAUGCGCGUUGGUUGUCCUUAACUUUGAAAGGGAUCGAUGAUCUGUUCGAUAUUCAGUGAUCCAACUGCCAGAUGGUUUGUCUAGGACUCAGUGACAUUCCACUGACCCUACAAUACUCAGAUAGUUACAACAUAGAGCCUGUGCGUAUGUACGUCGGUUCAAGUUGCCAGACCCCAUUGGCCCAGAGAGAUGAAGUUCUCAGGCCAAAUACCACAAUAGUAGAGGUAGUUAGAGCAUCAGUGCUAAUGAAGUUGUACCAUAAUACCUACUUUAAUCGCGCGUGGCACAUAAGUCUAAAUCUCACGUAUGAAAACUGCAAUAACAAUAAAUUUGAUUAGAUAAAGGUGGCUGAUAAGAAUGUAUUGUAACUACAAAUUAUUCGACUCAUGUCAUUACGAACAACUGAGUAACCUUAAUGUUGGUUCGCUUAAAUCACUAUAUGGAAUGUUAUGGUACAAAAACUGAAACAUGAGAUGCAAAAUUGGGAAGCGUAAUUCCAUUCUAUUUAUCGGCUGUACCGUUGUAGUUGGAGUUGUAAUAGAAUUCGCUUUUGGGAUUCAGAGAUAUCUUAUUUAACUCGUUCCUUUGAUUUGUUGGUCGUGAGAGUUUCAAAUGUGUAUGACGUUUGUGGGUGUUACUCUUUUGAAUAAAAUUUUUUCGAUGAAUUGAUUUGUGUUUCCGACCACGUUUUGCAAAAUGAAAGCCAGGUUUCUAAUCGAAUGGAGCGUUUCAUAGUUAUACGUUCAAGCAAGCGAAGAAAAGGUAUCAAAUCUAAGUAUAACAAGACUUUACAAAAGAUUUUGGCUACAUACUUCCACAGUAUUAAAUGCUAACACAAACAGAAACUUUCAUAACCGUUUUAGAGUGUUUCGGACUGUUUCAAAUGAAUAAUCUUCAGGAUUCCAAUUUCGAUACUUUAUCAUAUGCUUAGUCCGAAGGAUCUUAUAAUUCUUCUUUAGCAAUGAAAACCGGUCAUCCUUAUUUUUAAGUUUCUAAAGAGUUUUUAGUGUUCAACCUUGUCUGCAAAUCCACAAAUAAGUCGUGCGAAGCGAACGAAGGUGGAUAUUGGUGAUGACUAGUUCCUCAUUUUCUAUCAAAAAAUUGCUGUUGCAGAAAUUAUUCGAGUAAAUCAUUGAUGUAACAAGUUAUUUGGGACAAAUGUAAGUCUGUGGUUAUCUAGAAUCCUAAGAUUAUGCACCGCCUAUAAUAGUUUCUCAUUCACGUGUGAGCCAAUUGUCACUGAAAUCAACAAACCGAAUCUAACGAAUCUAUUUAGUUCCUAUAAGUUUUUUCGGACUUUCAGUUUGGCAUUUAGUAAAUCAAUUUAUUAUAUUGUUAUUUUCUGUAGCGUAAUAAAUGCAGAUGAUUAGUUUUAUAAUGUGUAGUUUCAAAAGGUUCAUGUUAUCUUUUAUUGACACGUGAUACAAAAAUCACAAACGUAAUGACUUAAUACAUUUCGGUUUAUAAACUUUUAUGUGAUUCGGAACUGGAGAUACACUCGCAAGUUUUAGUUUUGAGAAUACGGAAUCAUGUCUUCUAAAUUUGUUGACAUGAUCAGUUAUUUUAUAGUUUCGGUGUGAAUUUCCUCUAAAUAUGUAUUAAACUACAUAGAGUAGGUUGUAAGUUCAUUAUAUUUUUUUGUUUGAUGGUCUAUUUAGUCAGUUGAAAUGUGGCUGAUUUCUAUUCGUUGGUAACCUGAUUCUUAAUCCUUUCAAUUCAUUCACCAUUCAGUUCAUAUCUUUUGUAGAUGCGCCCAGUGAAAUAUAGGCUAUUAGCCGGCUAAUUCAAUUUUUGGUAGAGGAGAUAAGUUUCUUUCAUCCAAGACUGCAUAGAGCUAACCUUGAUCUUCAGGUUAUCUUUCUUGUUUGAUUAGUUGGUCACAGUUCCAUAGCGACUUCCCACCAUACUUUCAACAUCCAUACAUUUUAGUCCAGUAUAAGUGUUCAUUUUUGACUUUACAUGUCAUAAAAUUUAUUAACUGCACGUCCCUAAAUAUAUUUCGUACAUAUAUUGCGAAAGAACACAUGUGUCUCCAAAAUGAGUCCCUCCAAGAGUUUAUAUUUCAACUAAGAAUCACUUAUAAAUGUAAGACAAAUUAGUCUUGAAUUUGUGACAAAAUCGGUGAAAAUGUUGGAUGAAAUUCGUAAAUAUCUGCCGGUGAAAGUCACGCUCAAUGCGAACAGAACGCUAAUUUGUCUGAAUAUGCACGUGAAAAAAUGUCAAAUGAUGAAGAUAAUCAGUAAAAUUGUGGAGAUAGUGAACGGUUUAAGUUUCAAGAUCGAUGAAGGAGUGAUGUGAAUGUGCUUUUCAAUGCAGGUCCCAUAUCUAAUCAAGUGUUUAAGACAACAUUUAUCAUUAUCUGGUCUAGAUUGACGUUCUUUUAGGUCUACAUUUUAACUUGACUGAAGGAAAACCUUUAUCCAAUACGAAGUUUGUACGAAGCUUACUGAAUGAUCAUAGUUAUUUCCUUGGUAAGCAUGGGUUUCGAAGGAAGUUGGUGUUCUCUGGCAUUCACAUGAAUGAAGUGAGUUUCAUGAGCUUUCUUUGCAAAACGAUUGUUUUUGGUUGAUAAACUACCGUUCUGUUUUUGUUGUUUCAGUCAAAAUUUCAGUAUUCUAAAUACCUAUUCAAAGGCUGAUAUUUGGUGUAUUUUUUACAAUGGAAUAUUUGAUUUUCGUAUUUUUGAAUUUUAAAGGUAAUGUGUUCAGUUGCGGUCAUCGAGUUCUAUAUGACUUAAAUUGAACUAUUCUGGGUAUGCUUACUUAGCAUAUCAAUUCAAUCACUGCCAGUUAUGAUAGUAUGUCUACGCUUUGAGGAUUAAAAUUAAUGGGGUCAAUGGAUUGACCAGGUAUCUAGUUUUAAUUUGGGGCACUUCAGUAAUAAGUCUGACAUAUUUGUCAGUAAAUUAUGUUCAGCUUUAGAGUUGUGGAAUUAAAAUCUGCUUGUGGUUGUUUUUUUUUCCAUAAAUUCGUUCGUUUUUCCACACAACUUGAUAUUUGUAUUAAUUUUAGAAAUUCUGUCCCCUGCUAUCUGCCUAGUUGAGAUGUUUUGGGAAAGCUGUUGUUAAAUAAUAAUAAAUCUUUUGUACAAUGUAUUGUACUUUAGGUUGAAGUUGAACUGGAAUCACAAAUAAAUGCAUUUCGAGAUGUUUUUGGAACUAUUCCCAGUCAUUUCGAUGGUCAUCAACAUGUUCAUGUUUUGCCAGGGAUUGACCUGGUCGUAGCUAGAGUUAUCUCUCGACUUGGGAUUAAAUGGAUUCGUGUUCCCAUUGAAUAUAUUCCAGAAACAUCCUGUUGUAUUACUGAAUAAACCUUCAUACAGACUAGGUUCUUAUGUUGGUGAUUAUUCAGAAACCGUUCAACGUUUCUCAUAUGAUUUCAACAGUUGAGAUCAUGAGUCAUUUGAAGCUAGACCACCAUGGAAAACCUGGAAGCACUCAUAUAAACAAAAAAUAUUGAUAGGGUAAUAACAAAGGAAUUGCACCGAACAACACGUAUUGAAAGCAAGUAUAAUUUGACAGAGUAGCCUAUUCGUUGGAAUUACUUAUACUUUGUCGUAGUAUAUAAUGUUUGUAUCUAAUUUUGCCAAUUUCUUAUCUUUAAUUACUGAGAGUUGUAAUAUUGCAAUCCUUCUGAACAUUAUUAAUUAGUGUUUGUAAUAUCUCACAAUUUUAACUUUGUUUACUUGUAUUAUUUGUGUUUCACAUUUUAUUCCUAGUGAGAAUAGUCAUAAAUUUUUAGUAAUGAUGAGUUUACAUUAUAUUGAUAAGAGAGAUAUGAUUUUCUUUUUUUUCUCCACAUGUACUCUUCAUUUCAUUUCUUUUUUUUCUUUUGUUUUAUCAAUUACUUUAUGUUAAUUUUUGAUUGAACUCUGUAUCAUUUUAGCUGAAAUAAAUUUCUAUAGAGAAGUAUCUGAUCAAGCGAUGAAAGCAAAGGAAAUAUUUUCAUCCUAUAGUUUAAAAUAUACUCAAAAAUUUAUUGGAAUGGCGCUGAUGGGAAAAAACCAAACAAUGGAAUCAUUGGAUCAGUCUUUAUCAUCUUUUGAAGAUUGUAAGAAUGUUGAAUUUAUGGUUCAUCCUGGUUAUAGAACAAUAAAACAUACCAAUGAAUCUAAUAAUCUUGAAGGCUGUGGAGAUCCUGAUGGUCCUGAUUUAUUUUCACAGUCAAGUGAUCGAGAACAUGAAAUGUUUUUUCUUACAAGUGAUGAAUUUAAAGGCUAUUUAAUGGUACAUAACUAUGAACUUUUGAAAUUUUCCGACUUAUCAUAAAUCCAUAUUUUAUUUCCGCUAUUGUUGCUACUAUUGAAAAGAAUAAACGUAUCAAUUAAAAGUAGUAAUAAGCAAUUUAAAGUUUUGUUAUGCUAACUAAAUUAUUCAAGACACGAUUAUUCCAUUUUAUGACCAUGUUUUCAUUUUAUUAACUUUAGACAAAAUUGUUCGUCUGUUUUAGACAGAUUAGGUGAUAUUUAGGAUACAAAAACCCUUUGAAGUACGAAUUAGGACAACUGGAUGACUGUAUAAUUCGAAUCUAUUGCAUAUUUUAUAUUAUCUUGAUUUUUCUAUAGAUGGUGAUCAUUCAUUUUAUCCUUCCUAAUGUUUCAUAGAAGUGAAUGUUUAUACUCAAGACCCGUAAUCGAUAACAUGGAAUGGUCAAUGUUAGGACUUUGAUGUUUUGUUAUGAAUAAUCAACUUUCCUAUAUUCUUUGACUUUUAGUGAUUUUUGUUAGUAAUUUAUAAUAUGACUUAAUAUUUUAAAACAUAAUACUUUUUAUCAUAAAUUGAAAUAAUCUCAUUUUUUUGACGAGCGUUGUUUAAAAUCUGAUACUGAUGCACUAUGUGCUACACGCUAACCUCUCAUCUACAUGAGCGAGAACACAAUCUAUUUCUUAGACAAUGUAAUACACUUGUCCUUAAGUUUGAAACCAAUUGCGUGAAUCUGCUUUUGGAAAAGGAGUAAUUUGAUACGGUAGUGUGUCCUGGUCUGCUAUGUUAAUCAAGUAGGAAUUAAAGCAGUUGCCCAUGCAUGACAGUUACAAAUUGGCUGAUCUUAUCAAACACUGAACACUGUAUUUCUAUACUGUGGUUCAAUGAAACACCUACAUAUCCUGGCUUCUAUGUGUUAUGACUUGUGAACCUGCGUACCCUGUUCAUUGUAUAACGCAACAAUACCGCCAAUCAGAGAACAGCGAAUUAUCGAUCGAACCAGUGACGCACAAAACACGUGCAAGCAGCCUAGAGUCCUGAUUGGUCUCACUUCCUGUCUAGCCCAGCCAGUUAAGUCCAGAACACCAAUCUCAGCCUCUGCAAUAUGAAUCAUUUAUUUCAAACAUACUCGGUUUAUAUAUCGAUCAAACAGACCACAACGUACCAUAAAAUAGAAAAUAACAUUUGUACAAUAUUUAGCCAAAAGUGGCUGUGAAUGAGGGAGAUAGUAAUUAGUAGACAGGCCAUAACUCAAGAAUGUUAAAUCGUAUAGUAAUAGUCCAUGGGUCAAAUUAAAGCUUAUAAUAAGAGCGACAUGAAUAUGAACAGUUUAGUUACAUAACAAUUAUACGAUAAAAAUAUACUCAUAGCAUUGGUCCAUAAAUAGAUCCCAAGAAUUACCAUUCAUUAUUCUUAUCGGGAUAUAACACAAAGUCAUCUGUUUUAGUUAGUUUACAUUUCUAAGAAGUCUCAACCCAUUCGAAAAAUAGUAAAUUGAUGUUCCGCAGUCUUUACAGUCUUUAUCUGAAAACAUGUUUGUAACAAUUAGUUAACCAAGAAACUUCAAAGGGACAGCAUUCCUAUAUCGUUUUGAGAAUAUGUUUAAAUUAAGAAUGAUAGACAACCUUUUCUUCCCACUUUUUCUAACAAUGAGUGAACUAAAUAUGGUAGCAAAAUCCCGUGUUCUUAUAUACAAUCAACGAUAAUUUAAUUUUUCAGAUUUUCUGUUAUUUAUGUGGUGGAAUUAAGAGGUAAUUGAGUGGAACAAUAAAAUUCAGAUUUAUUUUCAUAAACAAACGAAUGGUGUUCAAUACACUGUAAAAAAAAGCGUUUAGUAAUCUACUGCAUCAGUGUGAAAAAAAUAUUCCAUCAGUUGCCCAAGUCUGUAGGUUGUAAAACGUCUAUAUGUAAAUGAAUUAAUGUAUUUUGUCAGUCAAACAGUCAUUGGUUUAUAAACUGAAAAACACAUUUAUGAAUAAGUAUUAUUUUGUAUGCAUUAGUUUACUUGAAAGAUUAAUUUUUUAACUGGUUAUGAAUCGCUUACGAUUUCCAACAUGCCUAGGGUGUUCAUAACAUUUUCCAGACAUUUGUCUAAGACAUUUUUCUUCAUCAUUUGAAUUCCCUUAAAAUUUGUCAUUAAUUUUGAUUUAUCUAUUCAUCAAUUCAUCAACCAAUUCGUAUGUAUUAGGUUUUAUUUCUUUUAAUCCUUUCCUAUUAUCAAGGUCAAUGAUUU